Messenger RNA from Solea solea (common sole), 2207 nucleotides. RefSeq names its product glucose-induced degradation protein 4 homolog. The transcript is spliced from 6 exons. Lineage: Eukaryota; Metazoa; Chordata; Actinopteri; Pleuronectiformes; Soleidae. The record is from RefSeq and is a predicted model, not a curated record. Gene Ontology annotation, cellular component: GID complex; extrinsic component of membrane. The coding region runs from base 197 to 853 and encodes 218 amino acids. Gene Ontology annotation, biological process: protein targeting to vacuole; negative regulation of gluconeogenesis; protein catabolic process in the vacuole.
CUACGUGAGCGCGUCCAAGUCCACUUACUUUUCGGGAGCUUGGUGCCUGGCAAACUCAACUCCAGAGGGGGAAAGUGGGGAUUUGAAUGUCGGUGGGCUUCACCGCUCGUCCUCCACCUCUCCGUAGACGCCGACAGAGUCCAUCGCUGCGACGGCCAGGGACCGCGGUCGGUGUCCAGCCAGCGAAGCGGGAGCCAUGCCUGUCCCCGCUGUGUACCUCAGCGAGUCCCCCGCCGCGGCCUUUGCAUCCCCGGCCUCGCUUAUCCCGCCGCCGCCGAUAAACACACAGCAGCCCGGCGUCGUCACGUCGCUGCUGUACAGCGGCUCCAGGUUCAGCGGGCACCAGAAGAGCAAAGGGAACUCAUACGAUGUGGAGGUCGUGUUGCAGCAUGUCACCAUGGAGGAUUCAUACCUGUGUGGCUACCUGAAGAUAAAAGGUCUAACAGAGGAAUACCCAACUCUGACUACAUUUUUCGCCGGAGAGAUCAUCAGCCGGAAGCGGCCUUUUCUCACCCGGAAAUGGGACGCAGAUGAAGACGUGGAUCGUAAACACUGGGGCAAGUUCCAGGCCUUCUACCAGUACGCCAAGACGUUCAACUCGGACGAUUUCGACUACGAGGAUCUAAAGAAUUCAGACUAUAUUUUCAUGAGGUGGAAGGAGCAGUUUCUAGUUCCCGACCACACAAUCAAAGACAUAAGCGGCGCUUCCUUCGCUGGAUUCUACUACAUCUGCUUCCAGAAAUCCACGGCCACCAUCGAGGGUUACUACUACCACCGGAGCUCUGAAUGGUAUCAGUCUCUAAACCUCACCCAUGUCCCUGAACACAGCGCAGCCAUCUACGAGUUCCGGUGACCCCGGUCAGAACCAAGGAAUCCUCUUUUCUUCCUUCCUUUUUCGUUUUUUCUUUUCAUUCUUUUUUGGACGGACAAAGACUUCUGGACUUCUGAGACUUGUGAGUUCUGCGGACGCUGCCGAGGAGGAAAAACAAGGAGAAGAAGAACUUCAGCAUGAGCCUGAGAGGCAAAGUCGUCGCGUGGCCUCUGUGGUUUUUGAGCGGAACCGUGGACGAGUGAAUGUACGAUGAGUGGACGAGACGGGAAGAAAGAAAGGGAAAAAAAAAAAGAGGUCGGGUUCUGCUCCCUGGCUGGAGUUUGAAGGGUCAGAUUCUGGGUCACACUCACCGUGAACCUGAUUCUUUUAUUUUGUUGUUGUUGUUUUGUUUUAAACUCCUGGUUUUUAAAGAGACGCUUUGCUCAGAGACACUUUAUAACCGAGCCCAGCCAACGAGGACGGAGCCGUGCGACGUGUUUGACAAGGACUCCUCUGAGGAGUCUGCUUUUGUGAACACCGUCUCGGAUUGGAACUCAAAUCGGCCCAGAAUAAGCUAGAAUAACAGUAUUUUUAUUAAAAACAAGAGAAAAAGCUAAGCUGGUUCUUUGUUCGAUGGACGCAGAGUGGCAGACACAAAACAAACUUUUUACUCCCCUUGUGUUCAUAAAGCUUGCUCUGGAGAUUAUCAUUAUUAUUAUUAUUAUUAUUAUUAUCAUUACUACGUAAACAUGUGAUUGCUGUGGAGCUUGACCCGUUUGAUCACAUUUGCACAAAGAUGGACUUUUAAAAGAUGUUAUCGAUGCUUGCAGUCUGGAUUGUUUUACACUCACUACUGGCCCCAGUGCACAAGGUUUUCCGGGCGGCAGAGCAAGCUUUUUUUUGUCUGGUUUUGGAGCCAAAACAAUCACAUAAAAGUGUUAAAAAAAAAAAAAAGGAUUUUCACGCUUUACCUCCUACUGUGUCGUUUUUAAAUGAAACCCCCUCCACAUCUACAUCUCCUCGACUAUGCAACCUCUCCAAACUUUAAAAACCUUCAGUUUUCAGAGACAAACAUUUUUAUUCUAUUGUGAAAAGAAGCACAUAUAUACAUAUAUAUAUAUGAAAGUAAAGGGGUAUUUUUGUUAAAAUUGCCUAUUGAGGAAAGAAAAGAAGAAAACAACACUCCUCUCCUCUUGAAUCAUGUUUUCCCUUCUCCAUGUGACAGUGCCAUCUUUUUCAACAUGAUCAUCAGAGUUGUAUGAUAAUGAUAUAAUUAUAGAUCAGACUCAGUGUGUUUGUUUGUUUGAGAAUAAGCCUGGAUUUUAAUGAUUGGUUGAUGGUGUGACUGUAAAGAUGCUGUUCGGGGACAAAAAAGAAAAAAGUCCAAUCAAAAACA